Molecule: messenger RNA, 2465 nt
Organism: Peromyscus eremicus (cactus mouse)
Lineage: Eukaryota; Metazoa; Chordata; Mammalia; Rodentia; Cricetidae
Gene: Gin1
Product: gypsy retrotransposon integrase 1
Exons: 10
Coding region: 511-2067 (518 amino acids)
Biological process (GO): DNA integration
Molecular function (GO): nucleic acid binding
Source: RefSeq, a predicted model, not a curated record
CCAACCCAAACACCGACCCGGCUAGUUCCGCUUCCGGCAGCACCAGAUAAGUCGCGAGAGGAGAGUUAAAACCUGCCGUUUGCAUUUAGGACCACUUCGUUACUGUUUUUCCUUUUCAUCUAUCUCAAUCUUCAAAGCCAGCCAGCAGUUGAUGGACUACAUUGAAUAGUAAUCUGUGAACCAGAAUAAACCAGAACUUCCUUAGGUGCCCUUGCCGGGUCUUCUCUAGCAACAGUGACGAAAGUAACUAAUAAACGCACCUCACAAAAUUGAAAAGCUUCCGUACAGCAAAGGGAACUGAAUUUUGAAAUUGGUAUCAGAGUUCCAGCAAGAAGCAGAAAAUACAUUCUCACAGUUUUUGAAGGCGCUGUAGUGAUGCUCCUAUUUCCAGAGUUGUAGAGAGAAAGAAACCUGACAAUUAGCUACACAGAGGAAGAUGGCUGCCCUGUGACUGAAGCUUGCAGGAGAAAGGAGGUUGACUUACAGAGAAAGAAAGGACGGAGGUUCACAAUGGUCCGUAGCGGGAAAAAUGGUGACCUCCAUCUUAAGCAGAUUGCAUAUUACAAACGAACAGGUGAAUACCAUCCAACUACACUGUCGAGUGAGAGGAGUGGCAUAAGACGAGCAGCAAAGAAAUUUGUCUUCAAAGAAAAAAAGCUGUUUUAUGUUGGAAAAGACAGAAAACAAAAUCGUUUGGUAGUUGUUUCAGAAGAGGAAAAAAAGAAAGUCCUAAGAGAGUGCCACGAAAAUGGCACUGGUGUUCAUCAUGGCAUAUCCAGAACUCUCACUCUGGUGGAGUCCAGUUACUACUGGACUUCUGUGACCAAUGAUGUCAAACAGUGGGUAUAUGCUUGUCAGCAUUGCCAAGUAGCAAAAAAUACAGUUGUGGUGGCGCCUCAGCAGCACCUUCUCACGGUGGGAAACCCGUGGAGUGUAGUUACUGUGGAUCUGAUGGGACCUUUCCAUACCAGCGACAGGAGUCAUGUGUAUGCUAUAAUCGUGACUGAUUUGUUCACAAAAUGGGUUAUGAUUUUGCCUUUAUGUGAUGUCUCGGCAUCAGAAAUUUCUAAAGCUAUUAUCAAUAUAUUUUUCUUAUAUGGACCCCCUCAGAAAAUAAUAAUGGACCAAAGAGAUGAAUUCAUUGAACAGAUCAAUACAGAACUGUAUAGAUUGUUUGGCACAAAGCAGAUCGUCAUUUCUCCUGCUUCUGGAAGUGUUAAUCCAUCUGAAGGUACACCUAGCACAGUCAAAGGCUUUCUCUCCAAACACUGUGCCGACCACCCAGACACCUGGGACGAGCAUCUGCCUGCACUUUCCUUUGCCUUCAAUGUGACUCACUCAGAGCCUACUAAAAACACGCCCUAUUUCCAAAUGUUCAACCGGAAUCCCUGUCUGCUGGAGUGGCCUCCCGAAGUGGGUGGGGAAAAUACAAGCGUGUUUGCCAGAAUUGUAGCUGCAGUUAGAGAGGCUGAUGUGGUAUUGGAGGAGAAGACACCGUCAGCUGGCCAGAUGGAGAACAGCAAUUUGGAUGAACUAAACAAAACCAAGACUGUUAAAAAGAAGCCAAAGCAGUUAAAUCCAUUUCAUUUAAAAGUGGGUCACGAGGUUCUACGACAGAGGAAGAACUGGUGGAAAGAUGGCCGUUUCCAGUCGGAAUGGGUCGGCCCUUGUGUCAUAGACUACAUCACCGAGAGCGGAUGUGCUGUCCUGAGGGACAACACGGGGACCAGACUGAAGAGGCCCAUCAAAAUGUCCCACCUGCGGCCUUACGUGAGGGAGCCCACUGAGCAAGACAGUCUUUAUCUCUUGCAAGGUUCGAUAGUAGCAGAUCACGACUACAUUGGAUUACCUGAAAUCUCAGUUGGAGCAUACCAGGCAAAUAUUCUGGUAGAAGAUGCAACUAUUGGUGUAGCCGAUAAUGAAUUAUUGGCAUCAAGCAAGGAUCAUGAACUCUUGGAAUAUAGAAAUUCCAAAAUCUCUGCAUUGGUAGAAGAUCCCAAUUCUCUUGAGAAACAGACUUUCAGUCUAUUGGAUUCUUCAAAUCAAGUUCUUGAGUACUUAAGUUAGUAAAUACCAAAAUUAAUUUAAAAUGCUUGCUUAGAAUGUAUAUAUAUUCCUAGAUUGUAAGCACUUUAUUAAAAUAGGUUGUAUAGAAGAAUUAUCUUAGUACAAUAUUAUUAACUAAAUUCUAAAGGCUUAUUUUAAACCUAUGUAAAGUUGUGACACAUUUGAAUACAUAUAAAUAUAUGUAACAGAAGUAUACCAUGCAUAGAAUUCAGAAAUGUCUCAGAGAACAGAUAAAAUCCAUUCGCUUCUUUGGAAAUAAAUUCUAGUAGAACAUUCUCAAAGCUUUUUCUAGUAUUGGUACUACAUUUUCUGUUCUAAUAUUUUUCAGGAAUAUCUUCCCGUUUGAAAUAAAUUUAAACUACUUAUGGUUGAGUUAAUAAAUAUUGAGUGCAUAAUAA